GGCAUUAGAUGAUAGGGCGGAGAGGGAGUCACUGGAUUCGGUUUAAAAGACAGAAGAUUGCUAAUUACAAGAAUAAAUUUGAUUCAACGAAUUCUAUUUGUUCCCCGUAACGACAGCAUAGACCAGCGACCAUCUAACAGUACUACACAAGGAUCAAAGAUGAAUUUGGGUUUCAGUUUAAAGGCAGUCGGCAUCACAUUGCUGGCUGUGAUCAUUGCUCUGGCCUUUGCGGACAACCCACGACAGGUACAGAAAAAACCAAUGUAUCGAGGAUGGACGAAAAUGACAGAAAGCAGAUACGGGCCUACAGUAAGAGACAACGAUCAAUCAAAUAUGCAGACGAGAGCAUGGAAUUCACGAUCAAGAGUUGUAGGGAAGAGAUUUGUUCCUGAACUUGAUUCAUUCGUCAAAAGGCCUGCUUGGUCGCCUCGUCCCCCAGUAGGCGGGGCUGCGAAGAGGGACUGGGGCUUUGUGCUGAGCCCAGAAGAAAUCAACGAUGCCUUUGAGGACGAGCAGCUUACAGAUAAUGCCGCCUUAGACUCACAUCCAGGUGAAACUGACGAUGUAUUGAGAGAAAUAAUGGAUUACGUCAAACGCGAAGGUCGACAAAAGUAGCGUUCCACUCGCUUGCCAGAGUGCUUCAUGGUGAAAUGAAAAAUAAAAUUUUAUUAUAGAAAAAAACGAAACAUGUAAAUAAGAUAUAAUGAUCAAUGGUACAGGAUUAGUUUACCCCAUUUAAUCCAAAUAAACAAUUAUCAGUCGCCUUUACAAUGUAAAUAAUUUAUUUAUAUUUGGGUUUGACAAUGGAACCAUAUUCAGAUACUGAUAUUGAUAUUUGUUGAAAAUGGAUAUGUGCAAUUAAGAUUAGCCUACUGGUACGUAUGUUUAUCCUUAGAAAAUAUCAAAAAAAUAUAUAUAUCUACAUGAUAUUUCUUCAAAUUAUGUUUAUAAACUUACUUUCUUUGUUUAUGAUGAAAACAUAUCGCUUUCCUAUUUUUAAACUUAUUGACUUGCAUUUAAAGGAAAACUCCAUGACCAUUUUUUUGGCCGGCUAUAAAAAAAGAGAUGACUAAGUGCAAUUAUAACAUAUUCCCUAUAUAUUUCCUAGAAACACGUGACUAUUCAGCAAAAUAUUUCGCUAAUAAGACUUAUAAUUAUCUUUAAAUUUAAGAUAUGAUCUUGUGAUCGAAUUGAUCUCCUAGAGGUGAAAGAUAGUGAUUAUAAAAAUAAAAGACAACCUUAUUAGAAAUGCAUAUUUUUAAGGUUUCUUUUAUUAAUGUACUGCACUCGAUUCAAUAGUAGUCCGCUGGUAUGAUUUUGCAUGAGUGUUCUGUAUAUUAUUUGAGAAAAAACAACAAGUUAAUGAAUCUUUGUUAUUUCAAGUGUAUUUAUUAUUUUCUUUGUCAGUCAUAAAGAUAUUUUUUGAAAAGUAAUUCAAACAUAAUUAUACGAUGCCAUUUUCUAGAAAGCCGGGAGUGAUAUUUUAUGCUCCUUCCUGUUGAUUUCGCUUAAGGCAUUCACGUAAUUAUGCUAUUCGAAAUUGUCAAAAAGUAAUUAUAAAAUAUAAAUGAUUCAAAUUGUAAUAAAAACAUAUUUAGUAGACAAUUAGAUAUUUAAUUAGGCCCCUAAUUCAUAUCACGGAAUGGGAACGGAAAUUACAUCCAAUUGGAGCAAAGGGUUGGAGGGGGGGGGGGGGAUUCGCCUAGCUCUCCUUGAAUUAAUUUUCAUGGAAAGGAAACGGAUUUUAUUUCAUCCUUCGAGUUUAAAAAGGGGGAAAAUAGCUUGUUAUCAGAUCAGCAUUCUCCUAUUUUUUGUGCUUUUUUGUUUCUUAAUAUUAUCGACAUUAUCCUUAUUAAUAGAUUUGGUUAAUUUUCAUGCUUCCUUAAAUCCUAAAAUAUUAUUAUUAUUAUUAUCAUUAUCAUUAUUAUUAUCAUUAUUAUUAUUACUAUCAUCAUCAUCAGUUACAUCAUCAUUAUCAUCAUCAUCAUCAUCAUUUUGGUCAUUGUAUAUAUCAUUAUGAUUAUAAUUAUCCCGAAAAAAAACCUAUUCGAUGUAUUUAUCUCUUCAAUACCAAUGUGUGGUACUGUUCCUUGAGCAAGUUGAGGCUUGGUAAUGUAUAUAUGCUUUAUUUAAUCCCACAUUAACAAAAAUAUUGUAUUCAUUUAUUUUUAUUUACCUUAAUAAAUAAGUAUUUUAUCCACAUGUAGUUAUCGGCCCUUACGCCAUAUGUUCAAUGCGUUUAUCUUACAAAAAAAUAUCAAGUUCUGUAUUUAAAUGCAUUCAUUUAGCAUUAUCGAUUUAAAUCUCGCAAUAAAAUCUGUGAUUUAUCUUUAAA
Molecule: messenger RNA, 2335 nt
Organism: Lytechinus pictus (painted urchin)
Lineage: Eukaryota; Metazoa; Echinodermata; Echinoidea; Temnopleuroida; Toxopneustidae
Exons: 8
Coding region: 160-615 (151 amino acids)
Source: RefSeq, a predicted model, not a curated record